GAGGGGGUGGCGGGGUUCCUACAGGAUCCGUCCUUCUGUGACUGGCCCAUUUCACUGAGCACAGUGUCCCCAGGGUCCAUCCACGUGGUAGCUGGUGUCAUGACCUCCUUCCUUUUCAGGGCUGAGUGACACUCCCUGUGUGGAGGGACCCCGUUUGGUUUAUCCGGUCCUCUGUUGAUGGACACGGGGUUGUGUCCCCACUCGGCAAUAUGCUGCUGUGUGCGUGUGAGGCCGUGUCUCUCUCAGGCUCGAGGGCCGACUGCGGCCGGGCCCUGCCCUCUGCUCCAGCAGCCUCCAAGCCCCAUGCUCCCUGCUGGCCCCAGUCCAGCCGGAACCUUCCACUCGUUGGAGGACAGUGUGCGUGGGUGGAGAUCCUCCAGCCUGACCCUGUGUAGAGGUUACAUGUCAUUAUGAAAUGAGGGCAAGACAGAAGGGAAUUUGCAAAAAAUGUCUUUAUUCAGCAAAAGAAAGAGUUGCCUACCCUGUAGCCCCUCAUUUUGAAAUUGAUUCUUACCUGCCCAUGUAUUUAAACGUCUGGGAGCCACCAGGCCAACGCCCCCACCUGGGAGUGGGUGCACUGACGCAGGCGAGAGACCGUGUCUGGACUCUGGGGCAGGGCGGCUGGGUGCUGGCUGGGAGGGGCUGGCAGGAAGGCUGGGUUCUGUGGAAGGGGGCACAUGCACCCCAAAUGUGGCAUUUCCUCACAUCCCUCUUCCCCCAGCAGGGCCGGCUCCCGGGCCUCAGGGUCAAGUACGUCUUCCUGGUCUGGCUGGGCGUCUUUGUGGGCGGCUGGCUGGCGUAUGUGCACUACGCAUCCUAUGUGGAGCUGUGCCGCGGGCACGUCUGCCAGGUGGUCAUUUGUGACCAGUACCGGAAGGGCAUCAUCUCGGGUUCCAUCUGCCAGGACCUGUGCACGCUGCACAAGGUGGAGUGGAGGACCUGCCUUUCCUCCCUCCCAGGCCAGCAGGUGUACAGUGGGCUCUGGCAGGGCAAGGAGGUGACCAUCAAGUGUGGCAUCGAGGCGAGUCUCAACUCCAAGGCCGGCUUGGACGCGGCCCCCCGGCGGGAGCUGGUGCUGUUUGACAAGCCCACUCGGGGCACCUCGAUUAAAGAGUUCCGGGAGAUGACCCUCAGCUACCUCAAGGCGAACCUGGGCGACCUGCCCUCCCUGCCUGCGCUGGUUGGACAGGUCCUGCUCAUGGCCGACUUCAACAAGGACAGCAGGGUGUCGCUGGCCGAGGCCAAGUCGGUGUGGGCCCUGCUGCAGCGGCACGAGUUCCUGCUGCUGCUGUCCCUGCAGGAGAAGGAGCACGCGUCUCGGCUGCUGGGCUACUGCGGGGACCUGUACAUCACCGAGGGCGCCCCCCACCGCUCCUGGCACGGGGCCGCGCUCCCGCCCCUCCUGCGCCCGCUGCUGCCCCCCGCCCUGCACACAGCCCUGCAGCAGUGGCUGGGGCCUGCGUGGCCCUGGCGGGCCAAGAUCGCCAUCGGCCUGCUGGAGUUCGUGGAAGAGCUCUUCCACGGCUCUUACGGGACCUUCUACAUGUGCGAGACCACGCUGGCCAACGUGGGCUACACGGCCAAGUACGACUUCAAGAUGGCCGACCUGCAGCAGGUGGCGCCUGAGGCCGCCGUGCGCCGCUUCCUGCAGGGCCGCCACUGCGAGCACAGCGCCGACUGCACCUACGGUCGCGACUGCAGGGCGCCCUGCGACAAGCUCAUGAGGCAGUGCAAGGGCGACCUCAUCCAGCCCAACCUGGCCAAGGUGUGUGAGCUGCUGCGGGACUACCUGCUGCCCGGCGCCCCCGCCGACCUGCGUGAGGAGCUGGGCACGCAGCUGCGCACAUGCACCACGCUGAGCGGGCUGGCCAGCCAGGUGGAAGCUCACCACUCGCUGGUGCUGAGCCACCUGAAGACCCUGCUCUGGAAGAAGAUCUCCAACACCAAGUACUCCUGACGGGCACCCCGGGUCCUACACCAAGGACUCCAGACGGGCGGCCUGGAGUCUGAUGCCAAGGACUGCCGUCCCCUGUCAAGGGGCCGCCUGUGGCCCUAGAGAGCCACCCUUACCCUUGGGGCCGCCUCCAUCUUCACCCGGCCACCAAAGGACAGGGCUGCUCCACCCAGGCCCAGCAGUCCUUACGAUCUCCUGGCAACCAGAACUCGGGCAGGCUCUCGACCCCCCACUUCCCCUAGGGUGUCCCUCUCUUGAGCCCAACAACCCGGACAGAUGGACCACUUGGCUGAAAGGGAGGACAGGAAGGGUGACCCACGCAGGCCAAGUCGGGUUUUGUUACUCUGAAGAUGUGAUGUAAAUAAAUAGCUUUUCUGUUGAG
Hipposideros armiger (great roundleaf bat) is the source of this 2336-nucleotide messenger RNA. RefSeq names its product divergent protein kinase domain 1B (gene DIPK1B). NCBI's taxonomy places the organism in Eukaryota, Metazoa, Chordata, Mammalia, Chiroptera, Hipposideridae. The coding region runs from base 416 to 1957 and encodes 513 amino acids. The transcript is spliced from 4 exons. The record is from RefSeq and is a predicted model, not a curated record.